AUGAACUCCCCGACAGUCGCACUCAUCACUGGCGCCAACGGCGGCAUCGGCCGCGCUGCUGCCGAAGUCCUAGCUUCUGCUCAUGGUUACUACGUCAUCAUCGGCUCUCGCAGCCUCAAAGCAGGCCAAGAUGUGGCCGACUCGCUCACAUCUCGCGGCCUGUCCGCGUCCGCCAUCCAGCUCGACCUGACCGCCGACAAGGACAUCCUCGCAGCGGCGGCUUACAUCUCCGAGACGUUUGGAAAACUCGACGUCCUAGUCAACAACGCCGGCGCUCACUUCGACAUGAACGACCACCUCUCCGUGCGUGAGCAGUGGACGUCCACUUUUUCCACCAACGUCGUCGGCACCGCCGUCUUGACUGACGCGCUCCUCCCGCUCCUCCGCAAGGCGCAGUUCCCGCGGAUCGUCUUCGUCAGCUCUACUAAGGGGUCCAUGGCCGCUGCCCUGGACGGGAGCGCCGGCUUCUACGACGUUGCGGUCAAGGCGUAUGAUGCCAGCAAGGCUGCGGUCAAUAUGUUGGCCAUCAGCUAUGCUAGAGUGUUAAAGGGUGACGGGGGCGUUGCUAAUGCUGUGUGCCCGGGAUUGAUUGAGACGAAGAUGACGGCGUUUAUGGGGAAGGAUCUGCUGGCUAACUAUGGCGCUGCUUCGGUUGAGCUGGGGGCGAAGAGGAUUGUGGAGCUGGCUACGCUGGAGAAGGGGAGUGCUGUGUCGGGGACGUUUUCGAAUAGGGAUGGGACUAUCCCUUGGUGA
Molecule: messenger RNA, 753 nt
Organism: Colletotrichum godetiae
Lineage: Eukaryota; Fungi; Ascomycota; Sordariomycetes; Glomerellales; Glomerellaceae
Product: short-chain dehydrogenase
Exons: 1
Coding region: 1-753 (250 amino acids)
Molecular function (GO): oxidoreductase activity
Source: RefSeq, a predicted model, not a curated record